Molecule: messenger RNA, 1063 nt
Organism: Mytilus californianus (California mussel)
Lineage: Eukaryota; Metazoa; Mollusca; Bivalvia; Mytilida; Mytilidae
Exons: 5
Coding region: 63-941 (292 amino acids)
Source: RefSeq, a predicted model, not a curated record
CUUGUAUUGAAGGUAUAGUCACACGAUUGUACUAUUACUUUGUUAGAUAGAGAAUUUCGAUAAUGAUCAGUGUAAAGUUUUUGUACCUGUUGUGUGCUGUCAUACAUGUUGAUGGGCACGGAAGGUUGUGGGAACCUCCGUCAAGAUCGUCUAUGUUUAGGAAAGGAUUCCCGACACCCCAAAAUAAUUUGGACAAUCAGCUAUAUUGUGGAGGGUUUUCGCACCAGUGGAGUACAAAUGGCGGGAAAUGUGGAAUAUGUGGAGACCCGUAUGAUCAAACGCAACCACGAGAAAAUGAGGCGGGAGGGAAAUAUGCUACAGGAAUUAUCUCUGCACAAUACACAGUAGGACAGGUCAUCGAUAUAAGCGUAGAAAUUACAGCAAAUCAUAAAGGAUGGUUUGAAUUCAGACUUUGUCCGAAUAAUGAUGUAAAGAAGCCAGCGACACAUGCUUGUUUGGACAAAUAUUUGUUGAAGCUGGCAGACGGAAGUGGCACAAGGGACCACAUUGAUACGAGUGUGGGCAUGCGUACAAAAAAGUGGAUACUUCCUUCCGGUCUGACAUGUACUCAGUGUGUUUUACAAUGGAAAUAUCAUGUUGGUAACAAUUGGGGUGUAUCUCCGGACGGAACAGGGUGUGUCGGAUGUGGGGCACAGGAAGAGUUUUAUGGUUGUUCGGACAUUGCAAUAGAAGAUCCGAAUGGAGCAGGGAUUCAAACCACACUUCCGGGUAGCACAAUCUCCACGUCAACCACAACGACUUCCAAGCUUACUACAACAACGACUUCUCCUACUGCAACUACAACAAUGAAUUCAAAUCCAUACUUGGGUAAAACAUGCGUACCAACUUUGGUAUAUAAAUACUCACCCGGGAUGACCUGGUGGUGUACGGUAAAUUGCCGAGGUGGUUAUUGUCCGGCGACACAUUGCGUGUGUACAUAGAGAUCUGCUCGGACUAAAUUCGAACCAUUUAUUAAUCCCCGGUACCCCGGUUCCGUUCUACAGAACAUACUAUAUAAUGUUCAAGUGCUAUUAUUUGUUGUUUAAUUGUUACGAUUUGUCAU